AUGUCGAUCACCGAGCAGGACUCUGCAACUGCCGAGCACGGCUGGGCGGCCGUGCCACGAGAUCCUAGUGUUGUGCUCUUGGGAAAAGAAUUCCUUCACGAGCCGAAGCCGCUGCUUGUCCAAGACAUGCUAUUACCGACGCUCGAUCCGCUUGUUGUCAAGACCCAGGCGUAUGCCAAAGAGAAGCUGUCCCCCCAGACCUACAACCACUCCAUGCGUGUGUACCAUUAUGCCACUGCUAUCCUGCUACAGCAAUUUCCCGACAAGGCCCAGGACAUGUCGCCUUCUACACUCGCCUUGACGGCGCUGCUGCACGAUAUCGGCACGACACACGACAAUCUGCGUACGACACGCUUGUCCUUUGAAUUCUUUGGCGGCUUGCUUGCCCUUGACCUCGUCGGCAAGCAGCUGGGCGCACCGCAAGCGCAAGCCGAGGCUGUGGCGGAGGCUAUCAUCCGCCACCAGGAUCUCGGAACGACGGGCAGCAUCACCUUCCUGGGCCAGCUGAUCCAGCUGGCCACCAUCUACGACAACAUGGGUGGCAAUCCGGCAUUAGUGCACGCGCAGACGUUGGAAGACGUGGUUCGGAUGUAUCCGCGCAACGGCUGGAGUCGGUGCUUUGCUGCGACGAUCCGCGAGGAGAACGGGCUGAAGCCAUGGGCCCACACGACGGCGCUGGGCGAGGAGGACUUUCCGAAUGGCGUGCUGAACAACAAUUUGAUGGCGCAGUUUGAGUAA
This is a messenger RNA of Grosmannia clavigera kw1407, 738 nucleotides long. Its product is annotated as urea hydro-lyase cyanamide. Bases 1 to 738 code for a protein of 245 amino acids. NCBI's taxonomy places the organism in Eukaryota, Fungi, Ascomycota, Sordariomycetes, Ophiostomatales, Ophiostomataceae. The record is from RefSeq and is a predicted model, not a curated record. The transcript is spliced from 2 exons.